Molecule: messenger RNA, 2350 nt
Organism: Tricharina praecox
Lineage: Eukaryota; Fungi; Ascomycota; Pezizomycetes; Pezizales; Pyronemataceae
Product: amino acid permease-domain-containing protein
Exons: 4
Coding region: 367-2148 (593 amino acids)
Biological process (GO): amino acid transmembrane transport
Cellular component (GO): membrane
Molecular function (GO): L-amino acid transmembrane transporter activity
Source: RefSeq, a predicted model, not a curated record
ACCGACUAACGGCGACAUCGGGAUGUGCAGCAGCUUCCUUUUCGGUAGAUAAUGAUUCCAAACCGUUUUUUUUUCUGGCAUUUACGUACCUUUUUCGCCUGCAGAGAAAGCGUUCGCCUGGCCCAGCCUCCCCAAGAGUAACCGACUAAGAUAUCCUGGCCACCCCUCGUACUGCAGAGCUGCACACUGCAGUAACCAACCAGCAUUGCAUGUGGUUCAGUUCCACUUCUCCUGCACACCCUCAAACAUGCGGGGCAGGCUUUCUGGAUGUGAUGGCGUCUGCCGUGUCUUCUUAAGAUAACCAACCGCCCCUCCUCGUCUAUCCAAGAUGUUUGCUUUCGAUUCCGCGUCCGGCUCAGUAUCACAAUGCUACCCUCCACUCAGAAAUUACAGGAUGCCGACGAUAUCGGUCUCGCUCUUGACACGGAAGACCUGGAGCUGCUCCGUGAGGCUGAGAAGAACCCCGAUGCCCUCGUUACCGAUACGCCGAACGACCAGAAGCUGAGGAGGUUCUCGGUCGUCUGCGUUAUUGUGAACCGCAUGAUCGGAAGCGGCAUCUUCGUUACGCCUAGCACCAUAGUACGCGGUACCGACAGCGUAGCUGUGGCGCUGAUAUUCUGGAUCGUUGGCUGCCUGAUGACCUUCAUGGCGAUAUCGGUUUACCUAGAACUCGGCCUAAGCAUCCCCAAAUACAGGCUGCGUGGGAGCGAUACUAUGGUGUCGAUCCCUCGCUCGGGGGGUGAAUUGAAUUACUUGGAGUAUAUAUUCAAGCGCCCCAAGUACCUGGCCACUUGCGUCUAUGCGGUAAUAUUCAUCUGCAUCGGCAACACGGCGGGCAAUGCCAUCUCCUUCUCGGAGAAUUUCCUGCACAUGUGUGCCGUCGAAAAUCCCUCGACGUGGCUCAUCAAAGGGGUUGCAAUCGCAAUAAUCACACUGGCAUGUCUUCUCCACGGAUCCUGGAGAGCUGGCGGGAUCUAUUUCAACAACAUUCUCGCUUCCUUGAAAGUCGCCGUGCUCCUAGUCGUCAUCGGCGCUGGUCUCGCGGCAUUCGGCGGCGCGGUUGACACCGUGACGCAGAAUGCCUUCGAGUCCGAUCCAGAGCCCUUCGCUCCGAGCGAUACCUAUGGCUAUGCUGGAGCUUUUUUGGCGGUCAUGUUCAGCUACGGAGGAUCGAUGAAUGCACACUACGUUCUGAGCGAGGUUCACCAGCCGCAAAAAACCCUCAAGAAAGCAGCCUACACCGCCGUAGGACUCGUAUCAUUCCUCUACAUCCUGACCAACAUCGCAUACUUCGGUGCAGUCAGCAAGGCGGAACUCGGCGACGCUCGAGGUACCACAUUCGUAGCCACCAAGUUCUUCCGCAAGAUAUUCGGCAGCAACGUAGCGGCUGACCGUGUCCUCCCUGGCCUCGUCGCACUCUCCUCGCUUGGAAAUAUCAUAGUUGUCACUUUUGUAGCCUCGCGAGUCAAAGCAGAGAUUGCAAAAGCCGGAGUCAUUCCGUUUUCGAAGUUCUUCGCCGCGAGCACGCCCACCCUUCUCACACGGAUUUUCCGACCCCAGUCCGACGCCGUAGCAGGCGAUCACCACCACAUGCGCCUGCAAGUAGAAUCCACCCCGGCAGGCGCACUGCUCCUCCACUGGGUUUUCUCCAUCAUCAUCAUCAUCGCGCCACCAAUCGGUGACACCUACACAUUCUUCGUGAACCUCUACUCCUACACCAUCAACACGUGGAUCGGCGCCUUCAUCGCCGUGGGCCUCCUCUGGCUCCGCUGGAAACCACGCUCCACCUGGGUUGCCGAGAGCUCGUUCAAGCCCUGGGGCGGCCCAGCAAUGGCGAUAAUCUACCUGAUCUUCAACGUAUUCCUGAUUGUGGCGCCUUUCAUCCCGCCGGCGCCCAAUCGCUCGCGGCUGUCGAUGGAGUCCAUCGAGCCUUUCAUCUUCCCUACAAUCGGAACGGGGCUGUUCUUUGUUGGAGGCCUCUACUGGGUCGGCUUCCGCUUUGUCUGGCCAAAGAUCUACAAGCGCAAGCUACAGCAGACGAGAAUUCCCAUCCUCCUGGAUGGUGUGCAGGUGCAUGAGAUUGUGAUUUGCUCAUGGGUAUGGCUUCCUCCCCUCUCCCUCCUCUAUUCUUCCCCAUUAAAUAGCUAACUCGAAAAACAGGUCGUACCGGGAAUGCCCUCGGAAGAUCACGAUAUGUAUGAGUAUGAUGUAGGAGUGCGCGGGCCUCCGCCGGGGGUGUAACUUGGGGCUUUUUGUUGUUGCUUUUACCUUUGUCUCUUUCAGCCAUGUCACACAUACAUACUUAAAUAAUUGGUUUUGGAAUAUAAUCACGAUGCGCAUGAUAGUCACC